Molecule: messenger RNA, 1289 nt
Organism: Ilex paraguariensis (yerba mate)
Lineage: Eukaryota; Viridiplantae; Streptophyta; Magnoliopsida; Aquifoliales; Aquifoliaceae
Source: the annotation of a GenBank genome assembly
UUGGAAACUACCCCUCUUUGUAUCCCUGACAGUUUGAAGGUGAGAGAGUGGGUAACUGGGUUUAUUUCUUGUCUGGGUUUCUGGAGAAUUGGAGGAAUGGAAGAUUGCAGGCCAUUGGGAUUCUUGGUGGGACUCCCAUUUGCUCUUAUUGCAGUGGUUCUCUCUCUUGUGGGUGCUGUAAUCUGGGUCAUAGGGUCUGUGGUGAGUUGUUUGUGUCCAUGUUGCUGCUGUUGUGCUGGACUUGUGAAUAUGGCGGUGGAUCUUGUGAAGCUUCCUUUUAAAAUACUUAAAUGGUUCACUGAUCAGAUCCCCUGUUAGUGCUGAUUCUAGGUUUCAAGUAGAUAAUUGAGCGUAACAGGGAUAUCACGUUAUCGUUAACACGUGAUAUUAUCAACUAAUAAUAAAAUAUAAAUAAGAUUAGUGAAUGUCACUAUUCUAAAUUAGUAGUUUCUGGAUAUGGUGGUUAUCGGUAGUUUUUAAAAUAGCGGAACCUACUAAGUUUACAUGGUAUUCUAUAACUAAUUGGUGAUAUCACGUGACGUUGAUGAUAUGGUGUCAUUUGUUACAUUGAAUAUCUUAUAUACAAUGAUUUUUUGUACCUUAUCAUAUUUGAUAUAAAAACAUAUCAAUCCUAUUUCAAGAUGGUGGGAGGACAGGACAGGUAGGCUCUAAGACCAAAUAAACUUCUUGGUUCAAUCCCUAUUGCAUAUCCCUCUUAUUAUUUGUUUUACAUUUUUUUUUCUUGAUUUUCAUCAAUAAUAAAUCGCUUAUAGGAAAUUUGGAUUGACAUAUAUAGUGGGACCCAAUUUAAUGAAUGACAUAAUUUAUUAUUCUAGUUUAAAUUAAUAACAAGCAUCUAAGUUGACAAAAUCAAAACAAUUGCGAGCAAGAAGUAAAAGGUACAACAAGAAGUUAGGUAAGUGCUUCUACCAAAGAAAGAAGAAAGAAUCAAGAAACAUCAAGGUCUUUUAGAUUCAUAACUAACAAACUGAAACCAACACUAAGGAAUCAACGAAAUUUUCUUUCGGGCAGGUACUAAGAAUUGUCAAGAGAGAGGCUGUACUAAAUAAAUUUUCGUAGACAAAGUGAUAUAUGGAAAACAUACAUAAACACCUGCAACAUAUUUCUCUUGAUUAAGUAAUUUAUUGGAAAAGAAGAACUAUUAAACAUAAUGUCUAAUGGAGCACAGUUCUAGCAUGCAUAAAAAGAGAAAAAAAAAUUGAUCUCUGGCCCAAAAUAAAGUUAGCCAGGCUUUGGACCCUUGUGUGGCUGUGUGCUGUCUUGGUGAG